Dioscorea cayenensis subsp. rotundata (Guinea yam) is the source of this 990-nucleotide messenger RNA. RefSeq names its product peroxidase 5-like. Gene Ontology annotation, cellular component: plasmodesma; plant-type cell wall. Gene Ontology annotation, biological process: hydrogen peroxide catabolic process; response to oxidative stress. The record is from RefSeq and is a predicted model, not a curated record. Gene Ontology annotation, molecular function: heme binding; peroxidase activity. Bases 1 to 990 code for a protein of 329 amino acids. Lineage: Eukaryota; Viridiplantae; Streptophyta; Magnoliopsida; Dioscoreales; Dioscoreaceae. The transcript is spliced from 4 exons.
AUGGAUCUUCGAAAAGUGAUCAAUGUGUUUCUAGCUUUCGUUGCUAUUAUCCUGUCUUCAUGUGCUACUUCAAAUGCGCAGCUUCAAGUUGGUUUCUAUAAUAGAUCGUGCCCCUUAGCUGAAUCCAUAGUCAAAGAAGAAGUUCUGAAAGCUCUUUAUGAUGAUCCUGGCUUGGCUGCUGGCCUGGUUAGAUUGCAUUUCCAUGAUGCGUUUGUCAGGGGUGCUGAUGGAUCAGUUCUGAUCGAUUCAACAAGCAACAACACAGCAGAAAAAGAUGCACCACCAAACAAUCCAAGUCUCCGAGGAUUUGAAAUCAUCGAUGCAGCGAAAUCCCGGCUUGAGACAGAAUGCAAAGGCAUAGUCUCAUGUGCUGAUAUCCUUGCAUUUGCAGCAAGGGACAGUGUUCUAUAUAGCAUGGGACUACCAUAUGCUGUGCCAUCAGGUAGAAGAGAUGGAAGGGUUUCGUUGGCUUCUGAGGCAAUGUCCAACUUACCACCUCCUUUUUUUAAUAUCACUCAGCUCACACAAAUCUUCAAUGGCAAGGGUUUGUCACAAGAAGAAAUGAUCACUCUAUCAGGAGCACACACAAUUGGACGUUCUCACUGCAGUUCAUUCAGCAACAGGCUCUAUAACUUCAACUCAAUAGUAAGUCAAGAUCCAAGUCUAGAUCCAAGUUAUGCUGAACAACUAAAGACACAAUGCCCAAAUGGGAGCACUAACGCCAGCAUUGUGGUGCCAAUGGAUCCAAACACUCCUACCAAAUUUGACAGUAACUAUUACAAGCUCAUCUUGGCUAACCGUGGCUUAUUCACAUCAGAUCAAACCCUAAUGUCCACUCCAGAAACCAAGAAACAAGUGCAAGUGAAUGCAUAUGUUCCAUUGUAUUUCCAGUUGAAGUUUAGAGAUGCAUUUGUGAAGUUGGGAAAGAUUGGAGUGCUUACUGGAAAUCAGGGAGAGAUCCGUAUCAACUGCAGGGUCAUCAACUCAUGA